UUCAGCACCACACACAGGCGGACAGCACCAGCGAGCGUCAGCUGACGCCCUGGCCCGGCUGGAAGCGCCUUCCUCCCGUCCGACGUCUACAGCUCCCCCGCCCCCGCCUCUCGCCUCCUGCCGCCGGGACACAAGAAAGAAUGGCUUUCGCCCUCUGCGUCUGGACCCUGGCCGGGCUCACGGGCACCCUGUCAAUCUCCACUGAAGAACGGCUGGUGAUCCACCUCCUGAACCCAGCCCACUACAACAAGCUGAUUCGCCCAGCAACCAACCUGUCACAGCUGGUGUCUGUCCAGCUGAUGGUGUCUCUGGCACAGCUCAUCAGUGUGCAUGAACGGGAGCAGAUAAUGACCACCAAUGUCUGGCUGACACAGGAGUGGAAUGACUACCGACUGAUGUGGGACCCUGCUGAGCAUGAGGGGAUCGAGAAGGUCCGCCUCCCGUCCACGCACAUCUGGCUGCCGGACGUCGUCCUUUAUAACAAUGCGGACGGCUCGUACGAGGUGUCCUUCUACUCGAACGCGGUGGUGUCCCACGACGGCAGCGUGUUCUGGCUGCCGCCGGCCAUCUACAAGAGCGCGUGCCGGAUCGAGGUGAGGCACUUCCCCUUUGACCAGCAGAACUGCACCCUGCGCUUCCGCUCCUGGACCUACGACCGCACUGAGAUCGACCUGCUGCUGCGCUCGGACCAGGCCAGCCUGGACGACUUCACGCCCAGCGGCGAGUGGGACAUCGUCGCCCUGCCCGGCCGGCGCAACGAGGACCCGGCCGACCGCGCCUACGUAGACAUCACCUACGACUUCAUCGUGCGCCGCAAGCCGCUCUUCUACACCAUCAACCUCAUCAUCCCCUGUGUGCUCAUCACCUCGCUAGCCAUCCUGGUCUUCUACCUGCCCUCAGACUGCGGCGAGAAGAUCACCCUCUGCAUCUCCGUGCUGCUGGCCCUCACCGUCUUCCUGCUUCUUAUCUCCAAGAUCGUGCCGCCGACCUCGCUGGAGGUGCCGCUGAUCGGCAAGUACCUGAUGUUCACCAUGGUGCUGGUCACCUUCUCCAUUGUGGCCAGCGUCUGCGUCCUCAACGUGCACCACCGCUCCCCCGCCACCCACGCCAUGCCGCCAUGGGUGAGGGACGUCUUUCUCCACCGCCUGCCCACCCUGCUUCUCAUGCGGCAGCCCCAGGAGGGGUGCGCCGGGCAGCGGCUGCGGCAGCAGUGGGCCCGGCCAGGGAGGCUGCCGGGCCGCUGGGGGAGGAGGUGGCCACCCCGGGCGCAGGAGGCGCUGGGUGGCUUGGAGUUCAUCGCCGCUCACGUCCGGAGCGAGGAUGAGGAGAGGAGUGUGAUCGAGGACUGGAAGUUUGUUGCUAUGGUGAUUGACCGCCUCUUCCUGUGGAUUUUUGUGGUGGUGUGUGUCUGCGGCACCACCGGCAUGUUCCUCCAGCCGCUCUUCCGGAACCUGGCGCUCGAGGGGUUAACUCCAGCCAGUGCACCAGCCAAGGUUUAGUGUCCAGCCCCUCCUCACCUCUCCUCCAAGUUCAGAGUCACCUUUAUUAUCACUGACCAAUGACGUGAAGUUUGUUGUUCUGCGGCAGCAGGACAGAGCAAGACCUAAAAAUUACUACAAGUUACAAAAAUAAAAAUAUAGGGCAGAAGAGGAGUAACGAGGUUCAUGGGUUCAUGGACCGUUCAGAAAUUUGAUGGCGGAGGGGAAGAAGCUGUUCCUGAAUCGUUGAGUGUGGGUCUUCAAGCUCCUGUACCUCCUCCCCGAUGAGUGUCACGGGUGGUGAGGGUCCUCAGUGAUGGAUGCCGCCUUCUUGAGGCACCGCCUCCUGAAGAUGUCCUUGAUGGCAGAGAGGGUUGUGCCCGUGAUGGAGCUGGCUGAGUCUACAACCCUCUGCAUCCUCUUGCGAUCCUGUGCAUUGGAGCCUCCACACCAGGCGGUGAUGCAACCAGUCAGAAUGCUCUCCACUGUACAUCUGAAGAAAUUUGCAAGACUCUUUGGUGACGUACCGAAUCUCCUCAAGCUCCUCACAAAGUAGAGCCACUGGUGUGCCGCCUUUGUAAUUGCAUCAGUGUGUUGAGCCCGGGAUAGAUCCUCUGGGAUGUUGACACCCAGGAACUUGAAGCUGCUCACCCUUUCCAUCGCUGACCACUCAGUGAGGACUGGUGUGUGUUCUCCCGACUUCCCCCUGCUGAAAUCCACAAUCCUUGAUCUUGCUGACGUUCAGUUGUUGUUGCAACACCACUCAACCAGCCAAUCUAUCUCAUUCCUGUACGCCUCCUCCAAGCUUCUCCCUCGCAUAAAUCUUCUCACCCACCCUUGCUGGUCCGACAUGACAAAUGCCCUCCCUUCCUCACCGGCCCUCCCGCUGCCCGGUCUUCCCCUCCAGCUUGUGAGCCAACCUCAGAUGGUAGCUUCUCAACCAACUGGGGGUGCCACUCUCAGCCACCUCAGUGUAACCAAGAGGAUCGACCCUUCACCUGCUCAAUGGGCUGACCGUUGAAUGAGGCAGAAGAGGACUUGAGUGAAGACAGGAUGAACACACCCAGAUAACGGCGAUACAACCUUCAAUGUAACCGACCAUCUCCCAAAACCACUGCAGGUUCCCACUCGAGGCAGGAGGGAUGGAGUGAGAUCUCAGAACAUUGAUGGAGCUUUACUCUGCGUCAAACCCUGUCCAAGGAGUGCAGUACAGGAUAGUGAUGAGAGCUUUACCCCAUGUCAGACAGUAUUAACUCUGCCUUGGGAGUGCACAAGGAUGCAGUGCAGAGAAUAUUCGACUCCUUAUCAAACAAACCUGUCUGGGAACGUGCAGUGGGCUAGUGUCGGGAGAGGCUCACUCAAACAUUACCGGCAGUGUGGUGGGGAGCUUAAUUCUGCCUCUCAAUCAGCCCAGAAGUUUCACUCAGCAUCUAGCGAGGCGGAGGGAAUGGUCAACGUUUCAGUUCGAGGCUGCUGUAAACCAUCCCUCCACCUCCACAGAUGCUGCUCGACCUGCCGAGUUCCUCCAGUGGUUCGUUGUACACUCCGGGUUCCAGCAUCUGCUGUCUCCUGUCUCUCCAGCAGUUUCACUCCAACCGUUGCUGAUGUUCGAUCCCUAUAUUCCAGAUUUAAUUUACAUUGUUUCAGUUCCUUUGCUGCUGUGCUGGGAUUUGAACUCGUGCCUCCAUCUGACUGCUCACCCAGAUUACUGGCCCAAUCAUGAAACCUCUCCCCAUCUGGGCCCAACCCAUCAAGGGAGCUUCUGUUGUGUGUGAAAGCUGGAGCUUGCUCCAGAGGGGGCAAGGACACAGAUUCAGGGACAGAAUCCUGUCUGUACAAGUCAGGUUAAAAAAAAGAGUAAGUGGUGCUGUAUUUGUAAAACUGAGCAGGAAUAAAGUUUGAACUUGUAUAUUCUGGCCUGCUGUGUGCUCAAUGACAGGUUGGUAUCCUCAGAUGACCCCAUAUCAUUCCGAAUCCAACUACCUGCCCUUGUGAGUGGUUGCUGCUCAUCUGCCUGACCGCUGUUGGAC
Molecule: messenger RNA, 3508 nt
Organism: Pristis pectinata (smalltooth sawfish)
Lineage: Eukaryota; Metazoa; Chordata; Chondrichthyes; Rhinopristiformes; Pristidae
Product: neuronal acetylcholine receptor subunit beta-2-like
Exons: 6
Coding region: 141-1499 (452 amino acids)
Biological process (GO): monoatomic ion transmembrane transport; chemical synaptic transmission; signal transduction
Cellular component (GO): synapse; neuron projection; postsynaptic membrane
Molecular function (GO): transmembrane signaling receptor activity; acetylcholine-gated monoatomic cation-selective channel activity
Source: RefSeq, a predicted model, not a curated record